Penaeus monodon (black tiger shrimp) is the source of this 695-nucleotide messenger RNA. RefSeq lists its product as uncharacterized. Lineage: Eukaryota; Metazoa; Arthropoda; Malacostraca; Decapoda; Penaeidae. Bases 47 to 610 code for a protein of 187 amino acids. The transcript has 4 exons. The record is from RefSeq and is a predicted model, not a curated record.
GCGGCGCGAAGGAAGCAGCCACAGUCUCCAGUCGGCUGAAACCAAGAUGAAGACCCUACUCCUGCUGACCAUCGUCGCGAGCGCCUCCUGCAAUCGCUAUAACACGGGCGGGUCCCCAACAGGCCCCCACGUCCCUCUGCACCAUAAUCUAUGUCGUUCCACGCAGGUAGUCGACCAUAUCCAGGACGGUAGCGAAUACCACUACUCCUGGUGUCACGAUAACAACCGUAACUACACCCACACAGCAGCUAAUAAUUACUGUGCUAACUUGGGUCCCGGUUGGCAGGGUGUUAGUAUCGGCAGCAGGCCUGAGGACAAUUUUAUCAGUGGUGUUAUCGCUGCACAUAACCUGGCGUACAUCUGGACGAGCGCCACGAGGACCUACAGCGGGUGGCGCUGGGCGUCGGGAGAGCCUUUCUUGAACCUCAACUGGUCCGCGACAGGAGCCGAUGGCGUCCGUCAGCCUGACAACAGAGAGAACAACAACGAGGCUUGUCACGCUGUCCUCAACAACUUCUACAACGAUGGCAUAAGGUGGCAUGACAUCGGCUGCCACCAUGUCAAGCCCAUCAUCUGCGAGAGGAGGCGCGGAUCUGGCUACCAAGGAUAAGAGAUAGCGGAUCUCUUGAGUUCGAUCAGGAUGGAUAAUUUCGUCAUAAUAUGCAUGGAUUUAUGAAUAUAUAUAUAUAUAUAUA